CAAUUGUCUCAAUCGCUCUAACAACUUCUCAACAUGCAGUUCGUCGUACUCGCCGCCUUGAUCGCUGUCGCCGCAGCCAAUUCCGACUAUCCCGGCUCAAGUUAUCCAGUUCCAUCUUACUAUAGGCCAUCGUAUUCACCUUCAACGUACGAGGUUAAGGAAUACCCCGCCCAGCCGUACUCUUUCAACUGGGCCGUCUACGAUGGUUACGGCAAUGACUACGCCCAUUCCGAGAGCAGCGACAGCAAAGUAACCACCGGCAGCUACCGCGUCCUCCUUCCCGAUGGUCGCGUUCAAAUCGUUACCUACAAGGCUGACAGCUACGGAUACACCGCUGAUGUGAAAUACGAAGGCGAGGCCAAAUACCCCGCUCCAUCCGCCUACUCCGGUCAAGCUUACUCCGCACCUGUAUACUCCUCUCAAGUUGUCACCGCUCCCGCUGCAUCAUCUCGUACUUACUCCGCACCAGUCAUUACCGCUCCUGCUGCUGUUGUUCUCAACUCUGCAUCUGUCACGGCUCAAGGUUCUAACUCCCGCACUUAUUCCGCGCCGGUCUUCACAUCCCCGACGUCCUCAUCUACUGUAUCCACCUCAUCUUCAAUCACUGCACCUGGUGCAGCUUCUCGUACUUACUCCGCACCAGUUUUUACUUCUCCCGUAAUCAUUUCCGGCGAUGUCACGGCUCCUGCUGGCACCUCUCGCACCUACUCCGCCCCGUCUUCCUCUUCUACCGUUUUCACUUCUCCAGUUAUCACCGCUCCUGCCGGCCCCGCUACGUCAAUCACCGCCUCCGAAGCCGGCCAAGUCUACGGGACUUCCGCUAACGCUGCCCGCGACUACUAAGUCCAAUCAAUUUUG
Molecule: messenger RNA, 858 nt
Organism: Daphnia carinata
Lineage: Eukaryota; Metazoa; Arthropoda; Branchiopoda; Diplostraca; Daphniidae
Exons: 3
Coding region: 34-843 (269 amino acids)
Cellular component (GO): extracellular matrix
Source: RefSeq, a predicted model, not a curated record